CCUGCUUUUUGUUCCUAAGAUCUGACGCAAGGCAAAGGCAUGGACAGAGUGUGAGCCACCCAUCCAACAUCACUUGUUAUAUAGGUGGGGCUUGGGCACAGUGACUCUGGGAAGAUCAGACAGAGAAACCCCGUGUACAUGGAGAGGAGGCUUCUCUCUGCUUGGAAGGACAGAAUGGUGCUUGGAAGGAAAGUGCGGGGAAGCAUCUUCUCCAUUGGAAAAUUCAAGAGACAAGAAGACAAGGAGGACUUCAAAUGAUGUCCUGCUCCUCUAGUGAUCUCUUGGUGCUACAACUACACGUGUGAUCAAGAGGGUGGCGAUGUCUCAGAGUAAACCCAGCAAAGAUGGUUCUACCACCACCUCAUCAGAGUGCCCUGUAUGUUAUGAGCUGUUUCAAUCUCCAAAAGUCUCACGUCGGAUGCUGAGCUGUGGGCACACCUUUUGCCAUGACUGUUUGGUCAAAUGUCUCCUGGUGUCACGGGAUGAAGGUCGGCUCCAGAACACCCUCACGUGCCCCGUCUGUCGUUUUGUGACCUUUCUCUGCAGGAAAAGGGCCCGCUGGCUGUCGAAGUCAGCCCUGAACCCUCCAGCUCUAGAGUUGCCACUUUCACCCUCCUCUCUUCCCUGUGGAGUUACCUUAAGUCCAUCAAACACUUUAGUUGUGCCUGGUCAUUUCCUAGCACCAUUCCAUGGUUAUGACACCCACCAGGAUAUGUGUGGCUGCCCUGGCAUAAUGCAGCCUGCUGGCUUGGAGCGGGAACCCCACAUCUUCAUUAUCACCCAAUGUGGCAUGCCGUUGAUUGAAGAAAACUUUGGUGCUGCCAUAGCUCACAACAACAAUGUGGAAGCUCCAGAAUCUGUGGCAUCUUCAAGAUCUCUGGGAAUAAUAAGUUGCUUCCGAUCACCAAUCAUGCUGGCCAUUUUCCUUGUUUCUGCUGUUGCUUUGUUGGGAGCCGUUCUCCCAUGGCUACUACUUGAGAGAAAGAAUGAAUGACAAUGGGGUUGAGGAUGGACUUCCUUAUAGGCCUAAUAUGAACACAGUGGAUGGACCUAAAUGAACCAUGGUGGAGGGCCUUCGUUUAGAAGCAUAACACAAAUAUAGUGGAUGGACUUUCCUAGAGGCCUAAGAAGAUGGUGAGUGGUAGACAAACUAUUCUAGAAGCCUGCCAUGAAUGUGAUAGAUAUAAUUCCUUAUAUGGCCCUAGUAUGUAGGAUCUUCCCCUCUCUCUUGUGGAGCUACAGAAUGGUCCAGGUUGUUCCUUGCUCCCUGUGAAAUAUCUGUGAAACUCAAAGGUAUCAAAGAUUGAUGGAAGAUCUCUCAAGAAAACUGUGAACUGCAGGAAAUAAUGCAUUUUUUCUUUGAUCCAGAUUGAUAAUUUAUCAGGAAUGGUUCAGGAGAAUGAGAGGCUCUGAGUGAGUCUCAUAUCAUCCUGUUACAAGGGCAUUAUUUGUCUCUUACAAGGUAAUCUGCCCUUUCUCCAAGAAGCUGAAGGGGAGUUCAUUAUUAUUUCCAACUUCUCUGGGGUGUAGUCAAGAUAGGUAGAGGGGUGAUGACUAUCUGGUGAGUUCUACAGAAGACCAGGAAUCUAAGCCCACAUUAUCUGUACCCAAACCCAACUCACUAAGCACCUCUGAAGGAAAUAGUGAACUCCUGGGAAGAAGGACAUGCUGACAGUAGUGUUUCUUGCCAGCUCAGUGUUAUUCCAUCUCUUAUGUCAGUGCCCAUAAUUAUAAAAAAUAAACUGCAGACUUUGAAAGAAGCCUAAGGCAGUCAAGCAGUUCCAGCCUUCUAUCCUGCCCAGGUAAGUUGUAGCUUUUUGGCUUCAUCACCCUGAGGACUUUAUUGUGUAAGGUAGGCAAACUGACAUUACAGCUGGAAUUGUGAUAGUCCCUAUUGUACAAUGUCACAUGUAUUCUGCUGGUGGUGUGACUUUCCUCUUCUGUGAUUCUCCUGUCUCAAGCUAUUAAUGGGAAAACCCUACCAAUAGCUCCCAAUUCCAGAAUGUUCCCAUAAUCUGCCUUUGUACAAUGGGUCCCUUCUGUGCUGGUGUUUUUUUUUUUUCAUGUCAGGAGCGACUUGAGAAACAGCAAGUCACUUCUGGUGUGAGAGAACUGGCCGUCUGCAAGGACAUUGCCCAGGGGACGCCCGGAUGUUUUGAUAUUUUACUAUUCUUGUGGGGGGCUUCUCUCAUGUCCCCGCAUGGGGAGUUGGAGCUGACAGAGGGAGCUCAUCCACACUCUCCCCGGAUUCGAACCUCCGACCUGUCAGUUUUCUGUCUUGCCGGCACCACAAGUAUGCCGGCAGUGAAGUGAGGAUAGGAGGAGGAAUCCUUCUCCUCUCCCCCCUCUCUCCACUUUCUGUUGCUAUUCCAAACUUGUCUGUUUUCUUUUUAUUUUAUAUUUUGCAUUUGUAUUUGCUUUUUUGGGUUGUUUUUAGUGUUAGAAUUGUGCUAUUGAGCUACAAAAUAAAAAAGUUACAGAAUAGCAGUAGUGCAGGAAGGUGGGAUUAUGAGGGUGUGUGGAAGAAUAGUUGAGGGACCAUAAUGGACAAACUGGUGCAAUUGGACUAGGGAAGAGAGGUGCAAUAUAGAGCGUGCUCAAUGCAGCAUAUACAUUAUCAGUGAUAACAUGACUGUAGUAAAAAAAUGUGGGUUUGUGUGAAAGAAUCAUGAGAAGGUUUUCCAUCCUCCCUACCAGAAAAAAGAAUGGUGACCAAGGAAUACUAUUCCAGUCCUUAAUAGAGUGCAGUGGAGGCGGAACAAAGAUCCUUAUCAUUUAUAAUGUACAUUUAUCAUACACUUUUUAACCUGCAUCAGAUGUUGUGUCCGGAAAGCCAAGUAAUAAUGUACUUCAUGUAAUGCUCAAUCUCAGAUAAUAUAGUUUAAAUUUGGUUUUGUUUGGCUUUUGUAACUUCUGUUUUUUCUACUUUUGAUAUUGUUGCUAUUGUGUAAAGCUAAUUUAAUAAAAUGUUUCAUUGAUGUUGCAGCCAUUAGUGUACAAUCUCUCAGAUUCUAAGAGCAGUUUUUGUCAUAUUAUAUGCUUUUCAUUCUCAAACUUAAUAAUCUCUUCCACCCUAUCAGUUUUGCUUAUACCUAGGUAGGAAUACCUGGUUCUUAUGCACUCUUGACCUCUUUAUGCGAUCAAAAGACCAUGCAGUUUGCAAUCACUGAUGGCAGUCUUCUUCUAGCUGCCACCUUUCAGAUGUUGGCUGGGUGUGAUGGCGCUUCUAGGAAAGCGUGUCUAGAGAGCUACUGGUUUGAAAGGAGCUUAUUUAACCUCAAAUCUUAAUCUUAAACCAUCUUAAACAGUCUCAUAGAAUCAUAGAAUUGGAAGAGACCUUGUGGGCCAUCCAGUCCAACUCCUUGCCAAGAAGCAGGAAAAUGGCAUUCAAAUCACCCCCGACAGAUGGCCCUCUAGCCUCUGUUUAAAGGCCUCCAAUUAAGGAGCUUCCACCACACUCCGUGGCAAAGAGUUCCACUACUGAACAGCUCUCACAGUUAGGAAGUUCCCCCUAAUGUUCAGGUGGAAUCUCCUUUCCUGUAUUUUGAAGCCAUUGUUCUCAUAUUUUAUUUUAUUUAUUAUGUGGAGUAGCAGGGAAGUAUUUGACAAUAACCAUAUUUCUCAUACAAAUUAUAAGGAAUGUUUUGAAGAAUCUGAAUGCAUUAUUUUGGAAUCAUAGCAGAAACUUUACUGAGAACCUAAGUAAAUGUGAUUUGAAAAAAAAAUGUAAUUAGACCUCCCGAGAAUGGAAUUAAACUUUUAAAUUAUAACACAGAAGGUGGAUUGAUUGCAUUUAUUUUAAUA
This is a messenger RNA of Anolis sagrei ordinatus, 3804 nucleotides long. It is a transcript of the gene RNF222, whose product is annotated as ring finger protein 222. The record is from RefSeq and is a predicted model, not a curated record. Lineage: Eukaryota; Metazoa; Chordata; Lepidosauria; Squamata; Anolidae.